Penicillium canariense is the source of this 1071-nucleotide messenger RNA. RefSeq lists its product as uncharacterized. The transcript is spliced from 3 exons. Bases 1 to 1071 code for a protein of 356 amino acids. Lineage: Eukaryota; Fungi; Ascomycota; Eurotiomycetes; Eurotiales; Aspergillaceae. The record is from RefSeq and is a predicted model, not a curated record.
AUGAAUGAACCACGGCAUUCUCUCAAAGCCCGCCCUCCGGAUACGUCCAGCCUUUUGGAUCAGUCGAGUGAUAACUUCGAAUUUCCGCCACUUCAACCUCUCAGUCACAACAACUCCUUCUCAAAACCUUCAGCUUUCGACGAGCCCAUUAUUCGCGAUGGCUCGCCCAUUGAUCUCGGGGUGGGCCUCAAUGAAGCUGCGGGCGCUGGCCAUGCCGUGGAUUCGCGCCAUGUCAGUUCACUCCUGGUUCAGCCCUCCGUGUCUGAUCACCAUGUGGUUCCUGCCAUAGCUCUUUGUGAGCGUGGAGAAAGGCUUCCGAAGAAGACCGAACCCAUCCCAAAGAAAGGGAACCCGAGAAUGGGGUGGUUGAAGUGGGCCAUUCAAGACUCCAGCAUCUUUGCAAAUCAGCAAGAGGAAAUCAUCGCCGCGCAAUACGGAACACACAACAAAACCUUCUUCAGUGGCGUUCAGGACAACUCGUUUUUCCAAUGGGGAUUGCGAUAUGUGCCGGCCGCGUCCCAUGAUAACGUGUUCCGGACGGUGGUGAUUGGCAACCUCCCGCAUGCGUGCACGCUCACCCAGAUCCUGCCGCAAAUUCGGGGGGGUCCGAUCUUCUCGGCCUCGCUGCUGAAUACCUGGACCAUUACCGGAUGCCCGACCGCAUUGAUCACCUUCAAUCAUCAAAAGGGAGCGCUGAACUUCCUCCGUCGCGUUGGCCGGGAUGGCUUCUAUGUUGGCGCCAGUGCUGCGCAGGUGCAGCCGGUCCCGACCCCCACGUACCUCAUGACUGGGGACAUGGAGACUCAGAUCAACAAGCUUGGCCGGACUCGUUGCCUUGUGGUUUCAUCUCGUCGGUCGGGAAAUUUGAAGAAGGGCAUCCAUCGAGUGCUAGCCACGUCUCGGCUCCGGAAUUACGUGGAGUGCUUCGGGGAACGGGACCCUGACGGCGAGGUCACCAUUCGGUUUCACUCGGUGAAGAUGGCGGGAGUGGCUUGCACGAUGCUGGUGAACGACGAGCGGCUGAGAGGUGCGUUUGUGAAGACUGCCCCGGAUCCAUGCUCGCUGGUCUGA